ACUCCCUAAAUUAAUUUAGAUUUGAAGCUGGUUCAAGGCAGUUAUGUGGUUGGGGUUUCGCCAAUGCCAAAGCUUUAAGGGGUCACAUGAAGGCCCAUCUCGCCACCCUUCCCCCUUCCUCCCAAGAUCGAUGGCGACAAUGGUGAUGAUGACUUUGCUUCUCCUUUGUCAUCUUCUUCCAUGGAGAAGCAAGAGCAAGGAAGUUCUGGAAGAGAAAGCUUUGGUUUAUGGGUUGAGGGAGAAUCCCAAGAAAAGUUUCAGAUUUGCAAAUCCUGGGUUCUCCUUCACACCAGAUUUUGGGUAUGUUGUUCUAGGUCGAGAGAAUGAGAUUGAGUUGAGAAAUCCAACUUGUAAACGAUCAAGGAGGAAUAAAAAUCAAUUACCUCGGAGGGUGGAAACCAGAAUCUGGAAAGGGAAGAGAAGUCGAAAGAGAUGGAGAAGGAGAAGAAAUGUUGGGGAAGAGUGAAGAGGAAGAGGAGAAUAAGGAAGAAGAAGGUUAAUUUUGAAAAUGAUUUUAAUUAAUUAAUAAUAAAUGGUUUUUAUUUUU
Messenger RNA from Rubroshorea leprosula, 547 nucleotides. NCBI's taxonomy places the organism in Eukaryota, Viridiplantae, Streptophyta, Magnoliopsida, Malvales, Dipterocarpaceae. The record is from the annotation of a GenBank genome assembly.